Molecule: messenger RNA, 804 nt
Organism: Arachis stenosperma
Lineage: Eukaryota; Viridiplantae; Streptophyta; Magnoliopsida; Fabales; Fabaceae
Exons: 3
Coding region: 1-804 (267 amino acids)
Source: RefSeq, a predicted model, not a curated record
AUGUCAUUUGUUAAGUCUGUUGAUGCUUCUGAUAUGAUAAAAAUUGCCGAUACCUUGUUUAAAUUGUUUUCUGAGGUUAUUGAGUGGGUUGGGUCUAGUAACAUUGUGCAUGUGGUUACUGAUAAUGCUGCGAAUUAUGUAUCUGCUGGAAAGCUCAUUCAUGAAAAAAAAAGAUCAAAUUGGAAAGAAAUUGUUCGACUAGGAGUUACACGUUUUGCUACUGUUUUCAUUACUUUGAAAAGUAUAUAUGAUCGUAAAGAAGACUUGCAAACAUUGAUGGUGGACAAAUAUUUCACUUCUCAUGAAUUAUCCAAGAGUGUCAAUGGGAAGAUGAUUAGCUCAAUUAUCUUGGAUAGUAAGUUUUGGGAGGAUUGCCUUACUACUGUGAUGAUUGUUGGUCCUCUUAUUAAGUUAUUGAGACUUGUUGAUGCUGAUGAGAAACCUUCUCUGGGAUACGUGUAUGAGGGCAUGCAAAGAGCCAAAAUUGCUAUCAAGACAAUAUUUAGAAAUAGAAAAACUGCAUACACACCUUAUACAAGUAUCUUGAAAAUGCAGUGGGAUAAGCAUUUAAAGCGUGACCUCCAUGCAGCAGCAUACUUUUUGAAUCCAGGUUUCUUCUAUAGUGAGGGGUUUGUUGAGAAGGCAAAUAUCUUGAGGUCUUUACUUGAUUUAUUUGAUAUUGAAACCCUUUACGAUGAUUCAGUUGCCGCAAUGCAAGAGAUACAGUUGUAUCGAGAUCGAAAAGAAAGUUUUGGAAGGGAAAGUGCUUUGAAAGCAAUUAAGAGACUCGAACCUGGUAGGUGA